Fusarium odoratissimum NRRL 54006 is the source of this 1062-nucleotide messenger RNA. RefSeq lists its product as uncharacterized. NCBI's taxonomy places the organism in Eukaryota, Fungi, Ascomycota, Sordariomycetes, Hypocreales, Nectriaceae. Bases 52 to 1005 code for a protein of 317 amino acids. The record is from RefSeq and is a predicted model, not a curated record. The transcript has 5 exons.
CAACAUCUUAACCUUGAUACUAUCGACAUCACGGUCAUAUCUACUGCCGAAAUGAGUCUAAACUUUGGAAUGCGUUGUAGCACAGUGGUGCCUAAUAAGCCGCCCCUUACAGAACAGAAUCUCCCCGAUCAGAAGGGCAAGGUCUUCCUCGUCACCGGCGCAUCAGGCGGGCUAGGCAAGCUCCUCGUUGAUAUACUGUAUCGACACAACGGCAAGGUUUACCUCGCUGCACGCUCUCAAUCCAAAACCGAGGAAGUGAUCCAAGAGAUCAAAUCAGCGCAUCCCUCCUCAACCGGCAAACUUCACUUCCUUCACCUCGAGCUCGAUGACCUGUCAACAAUCAAACCGGCUGCCACUCGCUUUUUAGAAAAGGAAAGUCGCCUAGAUGUCCUGUGGAACAACGCAGGCGUUAUGAUCCCACCCGAAGGCUCCAAGACGAAGCAGGGUUACGAACUCCAAUAUGGUGUAAAUAAUAUUGCACAUUUCUUAUUUACACUUCUGCUUCGCCCUGCACUUGAAGCUGCUGCUGCAUCAGCGCCCAAGAACUCUGUCCGCGUUGUCUGGGUUGCUUCUAGCGCUGCUGACGCUGCACCGAAUCCGGCGGUAGAUCUGACGAAUAUGGAUUAUCACCGCGAGGAGGGCGCUUGGAUGAAGUACUCACGUAGUAAAGCCGCCAGUGUGAUCCACUCGGCUGAGUUUGCGCGAAGAACCAAGGGUACUGGCAUCAUCAGUCUUGCCCUCAACCCCGGCAAUUUUGUUACCAACCUUCAGCAGAAUAUGUCCAAGAUGGAACUCGCCAUGUUUAAACUCAUUUCAUCGGAUCCUAUCAAUGGCGCCUACACUGAGCUCUUUGCGGGUCUGAGUGAUACCAUCACUGAAGAAAACAACGGCGGAUGGGUAUCUCCCUUUGGUAAGGUUGAGAAGAUUCGAAAGGACUUUGUAGAACCAGAGCUCGGUAGCAAGUUUUGGGAUUGGACCGUGGAGCAGGUGAAGCCGUACAUGUAGAGUUGCAUCAACUCCUCCAAAGUCGAUACAUUAAUUGCUGAAUAAAGUUUCGUGCCG